CACGACGGGGGCGGCGCCGCGCCCGCCGUGCCGCCCGCGCCCUCGCCGCAGACGCCCGGCGCGCCCGCCGGUGGACAGUCACAGCCUCAAGCAGCGACGCAAUCGGUGGCGGCACCGACGCAACCCAAUACGGGCUCAAUCGCAGACCCAGAGAAGAGAAAACUAAUCCAACAACAGUUGGUCUUGCUGCUGCACGCGCACAAGUGUCAAAGAAGGGAGUCUCAGUCUAAUGGUGAAACCUGGACAUGUACUCUGCCACACUGCAAGACUAUGAAGGGGGUGUUGAACCACAUGAUGUCUUGUCAGGCGGGAAAGAACUGUGCAGUACCACACUGUUCAUCAUCUAGACAAAUUAUAAAUCACUGGAAACAUUGCAAUAAGAAUGAUUGUCCUGUAUGUUUGCCACUGAAGCAGGCGGACAGGAGUAGAUCAAAUGCUAUGAAUGCGGCUGCCGUGUCACACGCUGCGACGCGAGUGGGCGGAGGCGUGAGUGGCGUGGGCAUCGGCAACGUGGGCGCCGACGUGGGCGUGGGGGGCGUUACAGUCAAUGUUAACUCGCAGCCCAACACGCUUCCGCCAGUCAACCCUUUGCAAGGUGGGCCAGGAGUGUUACCAAACGCGACAGGUGCCGGUACCGUGGGCAACGUUAGCAACGUGAACGUUGGCGUCAGCAACAUGAGCAGCAACAUGGGUGGCAACGUGCCGACGAUGAAAAGUGCGUUCGAAGCGCUCGGUCUUAGCCCGAGUGGGAACAUGAGCGGCGUGAGUUUCGCGCGCGCGCCGCUCGCGAGACUGAAUGCGCAACGACAGCUCGGCGAUGGCCUUCAGCACCAGCCCGUGCAGCAGCAGUUCCACCAACCCGAGCAGCAGCAGUUAAACACCGGAGGCGUGCAACUAGGAGGGGGCCAAGUGACAGCUAACCCCGUGUCUGGAACAAAGGAGUGGCACCAGUCUAUAACACCCGAUCUCAGAAACCAUCUUGUUCAUAAACUGGUUCAAGCCAUAUUCCCGACACCUGACCCGACAGCGAUGCAAGACAAACGAAUGCAUAACCUAGUCGCUUACGCGCGGAAAGUGGAAGGAGACAUGUACGAAAUGGCGAGUACACGCUCGGAAUACUAUCACCUGUUGGCGGAGAAGAUAUAUAAGAUACAGAAAGAGCUGGAGGAAAAGCGACAGAAGAGGAAAGAGCAGCAGCUGCAGGCACAACAAGCCCAGCAGCAGAACCAGCUACAACAGCAGCAGACGAGCGUAAUGUCAGGUGGCAUGAUGGCAGUACGUCCAAACGCGCCGGUUGUGGGCGUGGGCCUGGGGUCAGUUGGUGGCGGCCGACCCACGCUGCCCUCGCAGGCCGGCCUCCCCGCCAUGAGGAUCCCCUCGCCGGGUAUCAACAUGCCGAUGCAGCCCAACAGAAUGACCUAUCAGCCCAACUUAGUGGGACCACCGGGACCUAGUCCAAAUCAGAUGCCGCACACGCCUAACGGAGGCGUGGUGAGCGUGGGCAGCGCGGGCAACCCGGGCAUGUCGCCGUUCGCGCAGGUGAUCCCGUCGCCCGCGCCGCAGUACCCGCUGGCCACCAACGGGCUGUCGCCGGCGCCCGACGCCAAGCGGCUGGCCAGCCCCUUCAUGAGCUCGGCCUUCCGCGACAUGACGUCACCGGCGCCCGCCUCGGCCUCCGCCCCCGCGCCGCCCACGCCGCACGCCAGCCCCGCGCCCGCCUCCGCGCCGCCGCCCGCCGCGCCCGAGCCCGAGCCCGAGAUCAAGCGGGAGCCGGAGGAGAUCAAGAUCAAGGAGGAGAUCGACGAGGACUGCGGGGGCAAGGGGCCGCGCGACGAGGUCGACAAAUGCGAAACAACAGAUAGGCCCGACCUAUUUGUGAAGCAGGAGAUAAAGCAAGAGAUUAAACAAGAAAUUAAACAGGAAGUGAAAGAAGAAAGAGUCGAAACAGUGUCAACGGGCGAACCCGACCGUGGGCCUAAGAAAGCCUUCAUAUUCAAACAGGAAGACCUCCGCCAAGCCUUACUGCCCACACUUGAGAAACUAUUUCGACUGGAACCAGAAUCAUUACCCUUCAGACAGCCUGUUGACGCUCAAGCUCUGGGUAUACCAGAUUAUUUUGACAUAGUUACAAGGCCGAUAGACUUAUCAACUAUCAAAGUGAAGCUGGAUACUGGAGAAUAUAAAGAUCCAUGGGAAUAUGUGGAUGAUGUGUGGCUAAUGUUCGAGAACGCGUGGCUUUACAACAGGAAGAACUCGCGAGUGUAUAGAUAUUGCACUAAGAUGUCGGAGGUGUUUGAGGUGGAGAUCGACCCGGUGAUGCAGGCACUAGGCUACUGCUGUGGCCGCAAGUACACCUUCAACCCGCAGGUGCUUUGCUGCUAUGGCAAGCAGCUAUGCACCAUCCCACGGGACGCCAAAUACUUCAGCUACCAGAACAGUUUAAAAGCGUACGGCGUUGUGUCCGAUAGAUACACGUUCUGCCAGAAAUGCUUCAACGACAUCCAGGGCGACACCGUCACGCUGGGCGACGAUCCGCUUCAGUCCCAGACAGCAAUCAAGAAGGAUCAAUUCAAGGAAAUGAAAAAUGACCACCUAGAGCAAGAGCCAUUUGUUGAGUGCAUGGACUGUGGGAGGAAGCAACAUCAGAUAUGUGUCUUGCAUCAUGACCAGAUCUGGCCUCUAGGAUUCUGUUGCGAAAACUGUCUAAAGAAGAAAGGAGCCAAGCGGAAAGAUAACAAAUUCUGUGCUAAAAAACUGCCCAUGUCCAAAUUAGGGACAUUUAUUGAGACUAGAGUGAAUAAUUAUCUUAAGAAGAAAGAGGCUGGGGCGGGAGAAGUACAUAUCAGGGUGGUUGCAUCCUCUGAAAAGUUAGUGGAAGUCAAGCCUGGCAUGAAGUCACGCUUUGUAGAUUCGGGAGAGCUAUCGUCGGAGUUUCCCUACAGAGCGAAGGCAUUGUUUGCAUUUGAGGAAGUUGAUGGAACUGAUGUGUGCUUCUUUGGUAUGCAUGUUCAGGAAUACGGAAGCGAGAGCCCAAGUCCCAACACGAGACGUGUAUAUAUAGCAUAUUUAGAUUCUGUACAUUUUUUUGAACCAAAGCAGUACCGAACUGCGGUUUAUCAUGAAAUUUUAUUAGGUUAUUUGGAUUAUGCGAAGCAGCUAGGUUAUACAAUGGCACAUAUUUGGGCUUGCCCUCCCUCAGAGGGCGAUGACUACAUUUUCCACUGCCAUCCGCCCGAACAAAGGAUACCUAAGCCGAAACGGUUGCAAGAAUGGUAUAAAAAGAUGUUAGAUAAAGGUAUAAUAGAGAGAAUUAUAUUAGAUUAUAAAGAUAUAUUGAAGCAAGCGAUGGAGGACAAUAUCUCGUCAGCGGCGGAAUUGCCGUACUUUGAAGGUGACUUUUGGCCCAAUGUUCUAGAAGAGUCUAUCAAGGAAUUGGAUCAAGAGGAAGAAGAGAAAAGGAAGCAGGCUGAAGCCGCCGAGGCAGUGAUAUUCCAGUCUUCUGAAGAGAGUGAACAAGGACCGGAUGGAAAGAAGAAAGGUCAGAAGAAAGCAAAGAAAUCGAACAAGUCAAAGGCUGCUCAGCGGAAGAAUAGCAAGAAACAAAGUGACCAGCAGCAAGGAAGUGAUCUCAGUGCAAAGAUAUUCGCUACAAUGGAGAAACACAAAGAAGUGUUCUUCGUUAUCAGGCUACAUUCCGCGCAGUCGGCUGCCAGUUUAGCUCCCAUUCAAGACCCGGACCCCCACGUGAACUGUGAUCUAAUGGACGGUCGCGACGCGUUCCUCACGAUGGCGCGCGACCGGCACUAUGAGUUCUCAUCGCAGCGGCGCGCUCGGUUCUCCACGCUGUGUAUGCUGUACGAGCUGCACAACCAAGGCCAGGACAAGUUCGUGUACACCUGCAACACCUGCAAGUCGCACGUCGAGACGCGCUACCACUGUACAGUUUGUGACGACUUCGAUCUCUGCGUGCCCUGCUACGAGAAGGAGGGUCACCCCCACAAGAUGGAGAAGCUAGGCCUCGACAUCGACGUGGGCUCCUCCCCCGGAGACAUGAAACAGAUCAACCCCCAGGAGGCUCGAAAACUCUCUAUCCAAAGGUGCAUCCAGUCGCUGGUUCACGCGUGUCAAUGUCGCGACGCGAACUGCCGACUCCCUUCGUGCCAGAAGAUGAAGCGCGUGGUUACUCACACAAAGAUCUGCAAGCGAAAGACGAAGGGCGACUGUCCGAUCUGCAAGCAGCUUAUAGCAUUGUGCUGCUACCACGCGAAACACUGCCAAGAGAGCAAGUGCUCGGUGCCGUUCUGCAGCAGUAUCAAGCAGAAGCUAAAACAGCAGCAGGUGCAGCAGAGAGUUCAGCAACAGCAAUUGCUGCGGCGACGAAUGGCGGCCAUGAACACGCGCGGCGCGACGACGGCGCACUCCCCGCCGCCCGCCGCGCUCGCCUCGCCGCCGCCCGCCAAGCCGCAGCCGCACACCCUCCCGCACAACGUGGCGAAGGCACUGCAGCAGGUCCAGGAGGAGGCGGCGCGGCAGCAGGCUCCGUCGUACGGCAAGCAGGGCGCCAUGGGCCCGCCCGGCGGCGCGCGCGCGGAGUGGGCGGCGCGGUACCGCACGCCGCCGCCGCUGCACCACGCGCCGCACCUGGCGCGCCCGCCGCACCCGCACCCGCAGCACGCGCCGCACCCGCACCCGCAGCACGCGCCGCACCCGCAGCUGCCGCCGCACCACGCGCCGCACCCGCAUCCGCACCCGCACCAGCAGCAGACCAUGCAGCGCGCAGCGACGGGUGUACAAAACGCGGGGGUGGGCGUCGGAGGCGUAGCAGGCGUGGGCGUAGGCGCCGCCAGCCAGCCCGCCAUGCAGCAGAAAGCGCUGCAGCAGCUCAUGGCCACACUGCGCUCGCCCAACAGUCAGAACCAGCAGCAGGAGAUCCUGCAGAUUCUCAAGUCCAACCCCUCGCUGAUGGCGGCCUUCAUCAAACAGCGUGCACAGACCCAACAGCAAGCGGGCGGCGCUGUGGGCUCGGUGAGCGUGGGGGGUGUGAGUGGUGCUCACGUGGGGAUGGGCGGCGUGCAGCAGGGCCAGCAGAUGCAGCAUAUGAUGCAGCCUCAGCAGCAGAGGUUGCAGCAGAUGCAGCAUAUGAUGCCGCAACAGACUCAGGUGGGCGGAGUGACAAACGUGGGAGGCGUGUCCAACGUGGGCCUGGGCGGCGUGGGCGGCGUGGGCGCCGUGGGCAUGGCGGGCGGCAGCUGGUUCAAGGCGAGCGGCGCGGGCGCGGGCGGCGGCAUGAUGGGCAUGCGCGGCGCGUACGCGGGCGCCGGCCGCCUGCCCGCGCGCUACUUCCCGGGCGCCGGCUCGCUGCCGCGCUCGCCGCCCGCCGUGCCGUCGCCGCGGCCGCCCACGCCGUCCGAGCUGCUGCUGCUGCGGCAGUCGCCCGCGCCGCCCGCGCCGCACGCGCCCGACGACCAGCUGCCGCCGCUCACGCCGCAGGACCAGCUCACCAAGUUCGUGGAACAGUUGUAGUGUACAUAGCCGCGGCGCGCGCGCCCCUCCUGUACCAUAUAACGUAAGCGAGCCGCGCGCCUCGCCCCUCCCCCUACUAUUUAUUACCGAGGACGUGACGCGUCAGUAUUGCGAUCGAGCGCUCGAUGUACAAAUGUAAAUAUGAAACGAGUACACCCUGUCCGCUUCUACGUAAUUGUAAGUUGUUCGUAGUGUAGGUAUAUUAUGAUACUUAUUCUGUUUUAUUGUAAUUAAAUCAUUUUAUAAUAUAAUUAUGUGAUCAUUAUAAA
This is a messenger RNA of Leptidea sinapis, 5792 nucleotides long. It is a transcript of the gene nej, whose product is annotated as histone acetyltransferase p300-like. The record is from RefSeq and is a predicted model, not a curated record. Gene Ontology annotation, molecular function: histone acetyltransferase activity; transcription coactivator activity; zinc ion binding. Lineage: Eukaryota; Metazoa; Arthropoda; Insecta; Lepidoptera; Pieridae. Gene Ontology annotation, cellular component: histone acetyltransferase complex; nucleus; transcription regulator complex. The annotation marks the transcript as partial. Gene Ontology annotation, biological process: positive regulation of transcription by RNA polymerase II. The transcript is spliced from 21 exons.